AUGACAGCCUCGUCGACCUCGAACCCCACCACGACGGCCGUCUCGGCGCCUGGCAAGGUGCUCCUCGCGGGCGGCUACCUCGUGCUGGACCGGGCCUACACGGGCCUUGUCUUCGGGCUCAGCGCCCGCAUCAACGUCGUGGCCGCCGAGAUCCACACCAUGCCCGGCGUGCACCUCACCGAGAUCGUCGUCGAGAGCCCGCAGUUCGUCGACGCUGUGUGGCGCUACGGGUUCCAUCUCGCGCCCGAGGACGGCGGCAUCACCGUCACGCAGCUGCAGGUCGGCUCCAAGAUCAGCCCCAACCCCUUUGUCGAGACAACCCUCAGCUACGCCCUCACCUACAUCGCCCGCAUCAACAAGCAGCGCCCUAACCACUCCCUCACCUCGACCCGCCUCAUCAUCCUCGCCGACAACGACUACUACUCGCUGCCCACCGGCGCCGCCGCCACCGCCGCCACCGCCGCCGGCAAGGGCUCCCGCUUCGCGCGGUACCCCCACACCAUCGGCGAGGCGCACAAGACGGGCCUCGGGUCCUCCGCCGCGCUCGUCACCUCCCUCACCGCCGCCCUGCUGACGCACCACCUCCCGCCCGUGCUCUUCGACCUCACCUCGGAGGCCGGCAAGCACACGCUGCACAACCUCGCGCAGGCCGCGCACUGCGCCGCGCAGGGCAAGGUCGGCUCCGGCUUCGAUGUCGCCGCCGCCGUGUUCGGGAGCUGCAAGUACCGCCGCUUCUCGCCGUCCCUGCUCUCGGACCUCGCGGCCCCCGGGGCGCCGGGCUUCGCGGACGCGCUGGUGCGCAAGGUCGACGAGGUCCUUGCGUGGGACGUCGAGGUGGACAAGACGGGGGUGAGCCUGCCCGAGGGGGUGUGCUUGCGGAUGUGCGACGUGGACUGCGGCAGCCAGACGGUGGGCAUGGUCAAGAAGGUUCUGGAGUGGAGGAAGAACCACCCUGAGGCGUCCAAGGCGCUGUGGGACGCGCUGCAGGCCAAGAACGAGGGCCUCGCCAAGGUGCUCAAGGACGGCGAGCUCGAAAGCGUCGGGGCGGCGGUCGGGGACGUGAGGAAGCUGAUCCGCGACAUGGGCGAGGGCAGCGGCGUGCCGAUCGAGCCCGCGUCGCAGACCGAGCUGCUGGAUGCCCUGGGCAAGGUCGAGGGCGUGUUGGGCGGCGUGGUGCCCGGUGCCGGCGGUUUCGACGCGCUUGCGCUAGUGAUGCGGGACGACGACGCGACCAGGCAGAGGGUCGAGGAGUUCCUGGAGGCCUGGAGCAAGGAGAAGGGCGGCCGGGUGCGGCUGCUGAGCGUGAGGGGAGAGAUGGAGGGCGCGAGGAGAGAGGAGCUGGACGCGUAUGCCGGGUGGUUGUCUUGA
This is a messenger RNA of Colletotrichum spaethianum, 1368 nucleotides long. Its product is annotated as phosphomevalonate kinase. Gene Ontology annotation, biological process: isopentenyl diphosphate biosynthetic process, mevalonate pathway; ergosterol biosynthetic process. The coding region runs from base 1 to 1368 and encodes 455 amino acids. NCBI's taxonomy places the organism in Eukaryota, Fungi, Ascomycota, Sordariomycetes, Glomerellales, Glomerellaceae. Gene Ontology annotation, cellular component: peroxisome. The record is from RefSeq and is a predicted model, not a curated record. The transcript is spliced from 2 exons. Gene Ontology annotation, molecular function: phosphomevalonate kinase activity; ATP binding.